CUUGUCUAGCCCGGUGACGGUGACGGGAAAUUUGUUUCCCGAUGAGCAGAGAAAGCACCUUGGACUCAAGGAAGGUGUGGCGACGUCUUGAUCCGCCGCCUUUCUCGUGAGUAGAAAAUAAAACCGAACCCGAGCCGAGGAUACAUUUCUGCUUCUUUGCGUUGCUUUGCUUUGACCAACAACAAAGCAGAUCCUCUGCAGUCGUCGUCGUCGUCUUCGCCAACAAGAAAGAUCGAUCGAAGAUGGCGCGCGACCAGCUCCAGGUGCUCAGCGCGCUCGACGCCGCCAAGACGCAGUGGUACCACUUCACCGCCGUCGUCAUCGCCGGCAUGGGCUUCUUCACCGACGCCUACGACCUCUUCUGCAUCUCCCUCGUCACCAAGCUCCUCGGCCGCAUCUACUACUACCGCGACGGCUCCCCGGACCCGGGCUCCCUGCCCCCCAACGUCGCCGCCGCCGUCAACGGCGUCGCCUUCUGCGGCACCCUCUCGGGCCAGCUCUUCUUCGGCUGGCUCGGCGACAAGAUGGGCCGCAAGCGCGUCUACGGCAUGACGCUCAUGUGCAUGGUCCUCUGCUCCCUCGCCUCGGGCCUCUCCUUCGGCCACACCCCCAACACCGUCAUGGCCACGCUCUGCUUCUUCCGCUUCUGGCUCGGCUUCGGCAUCGGCGGCGACUACCCGCUCUCCGCCACCAUCAUGUCCGAGUACGCCAACAAGAAGACGCGGGGGGCCUUCAUCGCCGCCGUCUUCGCCAUGCAGGGCUUCGGCAUCCUCACGGGCGGCGUCGUCACGCUCAUCGUCUCCGCCGCCUUCCGCGCGCGCUUCGACGCCCCGGCCUACCAGGACGGCGCCCUGGCCUCCACGCCGGCGCAGGACGACUACGUGUGGCGCGUCAUCCUCAUGUUCGGCGCCAUCCCCGCGCUGCUCACCUACUACUGGCGGAUGAAGAUGCCCGAGACAGCGCGCUACACGGCGCUGGUGGCCAAGAACGCCAAGCAGGCGGCCAGCGACAUGUCCAAGGUCCUCCAGGUGGAGAUCUCGGCCGACGACCAGGCUGCUGUCGACAAGGAGGAGAAAGGCCGAGACUUUGGUCUCUUCUCCGGGGAGUUCGUGCGCCGGCACGGCCUUCACCUGCUGGGCACCGCGACGUGCUGGUUCCUGCUGGACAUCGCCUUCUACUCGCAGAACCUGUUCCAGAAGGACAUCUUCACGGCGAUCAACUGGAUCCCCAAGGCUCGGACGAUGAGCGCGAUGGAGGAGGUGUACCGCAUCGCGCGCGCGCAGACGCUGAUCGCGCUGUGCGGGACGGUGCCGGGGUACUGGUUCACGGUGGCGCUGAUCGACGUGCUGGGUCGGUUCAAGAUCCAGAUGAUGGGGUUCGCGAUGAUGACGGUGUUCAUGCUGGGGCUGGCCGCCCCCUACCACCACUGGACGACGCCCGGGAACCACAUCGGCUUCGUGGUGAUGUACGCCUUCACCUUCUUCUUCGCCAACUUCGGGCCCAACUCGACGACGUUCAUCGUGCCCGCGGAGAUCUUCCCCGCGCGGCUGCGGUCGACGUGCCACGGCAUCUCGGCGGCGGCGGGGAAGGCGGGCGCCAUCAUCGGGUCGUUCGGGUUCCUGUACGCGGCGCAGAACCAGGACAAGGAGAAGGCGGAGCACGGGUACCCCGCGGGCAUCGGCGUGCGCAACUCGCUCUUCGUGCUGGCGGCGUGCAACCUGCUGGGCCUGGGGUUCACGUUCUUGGUGCCGGAGUCCAAGGGGAAGUCGCUGGAGGAGCUGUCCGGCGACAACGAGGACGAGGCGGCGCCCGCACACGCCAGAACCGUGCCGGUGUAGGCGCCUCCAGAUGAUGGAAUCAUUCUAUCCAUAGACAUCCCACCAAUCAAAUACCAUAUAUAUAUAUUCUGAAGUUGCAACGAGCGAUCAA
Phragmites australis (common reed) is the source of this 1929-nucleotide messenger RNA. Its product is annotated as probable inorganic phosphate transporter 1-8. The transcript has a single exon. Bases 243 to 1838 code for a protein of 531 amino acids. The record is from RefSeq and is a predicted model, not a curated record. NCBI's taxonomy places the organism in Eukaryota, Viridiplantae, Streptophyta, Magnoliopsida, Poales, Poaceae. Gene Ontology annotation, cellular component: membrane. Gene Ontology annotation, biological process: phosphate ion transport; transmembrane transport. Gene Ontology annotation, molecular function: phosphate transmembrane transporter activity.